AUGUUGAAUCCGUCGUUGCCGAUAGCUUCAAGAACCAGAAGUAGGACGGAAGCCCACGUCUUGAAGGAGCAUCGUGCACUCAAGCGGAGGAACACUGAGAAGGUGGUGCUGGAGGAGGUGGAGGACGAGCGGAAGGACAAAACUGUUACAUCUUUCGCUUCUCAAAAAGUGACAAACGAAGUCCAUUUUCUGUACCAAAAAUCUGGCGUUGAAAUACAGCAGCGUAAACAGAAUGCAACAAGCCCUGCUGAUGUUUGCAAUCUUUAUAAUGUCGAUGAUGAAGAAGAAGAAGAAGAAGAUGAUUCAAUGGAGGGUUCUGAUGAGGAUCUCACAUCCACAAGCGGAGAAGACAAUGAUGAGUCGGAUGAUUUGGAUUAUUGCGGGGAGGAGAAAGAGAUAGAGAAAAAGAUAGAGAAAGAGAGAAAGAAGGAGAAGAAGAAACGUCGGUGUUCUUCCGGCUCGGACGAUGACGAUGACGACAUUAACGUAGGUUUUGAAGACGAAUUGGACUCACUGUGGACUGAGAUGCAGUUUUUCCUUGCUUCUAACGAGAUUGGUUCAACUCAUCCUUCCCCGGUGGGAACUGAGGAUGCUGCUAAUGUUUGUGGGGUUAAACGGGACAGAUCAUCCCUAUGUCGUCAAGGGGAUCAUAAACUUGUGCUAGACGAAGAAAUUGGAAUAAAAUGCAAAUUUUGCUCUUUUCUGGAACUGGAAAUCAAAUACAUUGCAUCACCUUUAAUGAAACGUCCAUGUGGAAAAUAUGAGAGGCAACACUCUAGCAUUGUGAACUCCUCUAUGUUUGAUGGCCUUCAAGAUCUAGAUCCUCGCAUUGACAUGCCUGGUGAUUCCUCUGCCAAUAUCGAAGGAACAGUAUGGGAAAUUGUUCCAAAUAUAAAAAGUAAACUCCACCCCCAUCAGCGUGAAGGUUUUGAAUUUAUGUGGAGUAAUAUAGAAGGGGGAAUUUAUCGUGAUAAGUCUAAAAACUCAUCCAGCAGCGGUGGAGGAUGCAUCAUAUCUCAUGCUCCUGGGACAGGGAAAACUCUUCUGACCAUCGUCUUUCUUCAGACAUACUUAAAAGAGUAUCCAAGCUCGUGGCCAGUAAUUGUUGCUCCUUGUACAAUGUUGCUAACAUGGAGAGACGAGUUCAUUAAGUGGAAGGUUGAUAUUCCCUUUCACAAUCUAAACAGUGAGGAUUUUUCUGACAAGGAAGAAACGUAUGCAAUUCCUCAUUAUGAGAAACUAAAUAAUGCUACCCUGCAUGCAGAUAAACAUGCUAAGCGUUUGGUGAAACUGCUUUCCUGGAAAUCCAGUGGAGGCGUCUUGGGAAUUAGUUACAACCUUUUCACUAAACUUGCUGGAAAAAAGAAAGGAGGGAAAGGAAAAUGUAAAACUUUAGAUGAUCAAAUCAGUAAAAUCCUUCUUGAUCUUCCUAGGCUUUUUGUCUUUGAUGAAGGACAUAUACCUAGAAAUGCUGAUUCUCUUUUGUGGAAGGCUUUGUCAAGAAUUAAAACCAAACGUCGUAUAAUUCUGUCCGGAACUCCCUUCCAAAACAAUUUCAAAGAGCUCUUCAACACACUCUGGUUAGUUAGACCAACAUUUGCUGAAGGAAUCCAGUACACUAAUCGAUACAAGGAUAAUAUAAGGUGUGGGCGCAAAGGAGACCAAGCAAAAUUGAAAUUUGCCAAUUGGAUUGGUUCUAUUGAAAACGAUGUUGAUAGAAUUAACAAACUGAGAGAGGUUAGAGCUGUGAUUAAGCCUUUUGUUCAUGUGUAUGAAGGCACAAUUCUACAGACUGCACUUCCUGGUUUGAAGCAUUCUCUAGUUGUUUUAUGGCCCACUCAUCUGCAGAAGAAAAUCCUUGAGUGUGUUGAAGAAAUCCUGCAUCGUGUUGAAGAAUUCCUUCAGCGUUCUAGAGAAAAGAAGAAUCCUUUCAAAAAGAGAAGAAAAAACGUAAAGCAAAAUCCACUUGAUUUGGAUCGUUAUGUGUCCUUGAUCUCCAUCCAUCCCUCUUUGUUGAAGCAGCUUUUGAUUCCGCUGUUAGAUGAGAAAGAUACUGAUGACGUUGUCAGCUCCAUUGUUAGCAUGAAGGAGUUAGAAAUGAUAAGACUGAAACCCGAUGAAGGAGUGAAAACAAAAUUCCUCAUGAAUCUGCUUAAGCUUAGUGAAGCCCUGGAGGAAAAGGUUAUAGUUUUCAGUCAAUACAUUGGACCAUUACGCUUAAUAAUGGAGCAGCUUCAAGAUAAUUUAAAAUGGAAGGAAGGUGAGGAGAUAUUCUUAAUGCACGGAAAAUGUGACAUAAAGCAGCGUCAAUGCUCGAUUAAUGUUUUUAAUGAUCCAAAGAGCAAAGUAAGGGUGUUGCUUGCAUCAACUAAGGCUUGCUCUGAAGGUAUUAAUCUUGUUGGAGGUUCAAGGCUGGUAUUGCUUGAUGUCACAUGGAACCCAUCUGUCGAACGACAGGCUAUAUCCCGUGCUUAUAGGCUAGGCCAGAAAAAGGUCGUAUACGUUUACCACCUGAUCUCCUCUGGGCCAAUGGAGGCAACAAAAUAUUAUCGACAAGCUGGGAAGGAUCGGUUAUCUGAGUUAUUGUUCUCUUCAGAUAAAGGUGAUCAUCACAAACAAGUCUGUAAUAUUGUAGAGGAUAAAGUUUUGGAAGAGAUGUUCCAGCAUGAGACGGUCAAGUCAAUGUUUGAAAAGAUCAUAAACGAGCCCAAAGAUUCUGAAUUUUCUGCUUUUGAGGAUCUAUAA
Molecule: messenger RNA, 2745 nt
Organism: Hibiscus syriacus
Lineage: Eukaryota; Viridiplantae; Streptophyta; Magnoliopsida; Malvales; Malvaceae
Product: SNF2 domain-containing protein CLASSY 3-like
Exons: 4
Coding region: 1-2745 (914 amino acids)
Biological process (GO): gene silencing by siRNA-directed DNA methylation
Molecular function (GO): ATP-dependent chromatin remodeler activity; ATP binding
Source: RefSeq, a predicted model, not a curated record